CUCCACUCUUCACACGUUGCCAACUCCACAAUGGCGGCUUACACGACUGCGAAGUACGGAAGGAAUUAAGAGGGGGAGGAUUCCCUUCCCAGGUGUACAUCGAGAGUUUUCAACUAGCAAAAGGAAUUCAUCAACGAUUGAAGUUAAUAUUUUUUGGAAGAAACGGAAUUUAAAUAAUCUGAAAGAGAGAUAUAAUUUUGCGAAAAAGAGGACAGUGUGUGAGUAACCGGUCGAUUUCUAACCUACUUUCAUCGUACGGCGUAAUUUCGUCAUAUUUUGAAACCACUCGAUUACACUUGGUAUGGAAAUACUUCUGAAUAAGGCUUUUGUCACGUAUCUCUAGCACAUUGUAUCAUUAACAGACUCGGCUUUUGUUUCAUUUGAAUGUUCUCACUCGCACGUGAAUUUUGGAACAUUUCUUUUUGUUUCAGAAAUAAUUCGAAGACUGUGACGUCAUAACUUGUACAUGUAUAUUCACGAAAUUGUUUUGUUUCGCAACUUUUAACUGAUCAUCGUGGCGUGAUUGAUUGCUAAGAAACUGAUCAUUUAGGAGUUCAUAUAAACAUUUUCACCAGAAAUAACAAAUUCAUGAAAUAUUUUUAAUUUUAAUUUUCUUUACUGUGAUAUCAAAUGGAAAGCGAAAGUUGUUGAGUUGCAAUUCUCAACAUAUAAUCUGUGAUAACUGUUUCUUUAUGAGUCUAGUAAGACAAAGGCCCCGACUUCAUAUCCUUAGUCAUGGGCCAAAACAAAGAAAUCUUGAACAAUCAGACAAAGACUUAGUUGCAAAUGGAGGAUGUUUAACUCCAGAUCUUCAACCCAAUCCACCAGUUUUUCCAGCAAAGCCAGAGCAACAGUGUAAAAUCUACAAGAUUGGAAGAUAUUUGUUAGAACAUAUUGAAGCUGAAACUUACAAAGCAUGCGACUGCCAAACCAGGGAUGAAAAAAUAUGCAGGGUAUUUGAAAUAAACAGAUACCGUGACAUUCUGGGCGCGUAUUGGCAGGUUGAUGCACAUGAGAACAUUAGCAGUAUUUCUGAAAUAAUUCUCGGGGAAACGAAGGCAUAUGUGUUCUUCGAUCGUCACUAUGGUGAUUUACAUUCUUACGUUAGACAGAAGAAAAGGCUGAAGGAAGACGAGGCACGACGACUCUUCCGACAGAUAAUUGCAGCUGUCAAACAUUGCCACGACAGUGGUGUGAUUCUACGUGAUCUCAAAUUACGCAAAUUUGUCUUCAAAAACAAAGAAAGGACCGAAUUGCGACUAGAUAGUCUUGAAGACGCAUGUGUCCUUGAUAAUGAAGAUGAUGACCGUCUAUCGGAUAAACACGGGUGUCCGGCAUAUGUCAGUCCGGAAAUUUUAAAUGGGACUCCUACUUACAGCGGCAGAGCUGCAGAUAUGUGGAGUCUUGGAGUCAUGCUUUAUACAAUAUUAGUCGGACGUUAUCCGUUUCAUGACGCGGAACCAACAGUUUUGUUUUCAAAAAUACGAAGGGGCCAGUAUACAUUACCUCCAUCAUUGUCGUCAAAGGCGAAAUGUUUGCUAAAAAGUAUUUUACGUCAAGAUCCAAACUUACGUCUCACAGCAGAAGAGUGCUUAUGUCAUCCGUGGCUGAACCGGGGAUCGUACACGACUGGUUUUAUCGCUAUCAGUAAUAAAUAUAAUGAUCAAACAGUACCAGAUAUUGUUAUCAAAGAUUAUGACGAUGAACUUUUCACCUGAACUCGCACAGUUUCAGUGUAUCCUGUUGACAUUUAACAAAUUGAACUUAACAACAAAUUAUGUUGUUGAAGAUGGGCAUUUUUAGAGCGUUUCAAGAGCAUUCUUUCCAGCAGUAUUUGCGAGAUUAUUCCAGCAGAAAGGAAGGGAGAGAGAGUAAUGUUAGAGUCAUUGACUUCCUUUUGAGGCAAUAUUACACAUGUUUUUAUAAUUGUUUGCAUAAACAUAAAUGAACAUUGUUUUGGUUUUUUCUGAAAAAUUUCCCUUAGUUAAAGUAGAUUUUGUCUGUAUUUAUGCAGGGGUCAAGUCCUGAGUACUAAGAGCUUCUGAAUCAUCAACACUUAAACAGUUGGCUGUUGACCUAUAUAUCAAUUUAUAAGUAUUAAGAAUGAUAACAAAUGCUCCCAUCCAUUAGUUCCUGCAUGUACACUUGAAAUAUUUCAGCUGGUGAUACUAAAAAUGUAUCAAACACUUAUUGCCUAUUUUGUCUUUUAUUUGGUUGCCAUGUGAUAAAUCAAAAACUGUAAUACAGUACUUAUACUGUACUUUCUGUUGUUUCUUUGUGUUUAGUAUUUAUUCGUGUAUUGUUGACCUAUUUUCUAUUGUUUUUCAUUGCUAAGUCGUAAGAGUUUUUGUUUGAAAAAAAGACAAAUUACACUGUUGUACAUCGAAGAAUUUGUUUAAGGUAGUGAGAGUAUAAAGACAAUUGGCAGUUUCAUUGCAGUUAUGUUGGGCAUGUAUCCUUCUCCCAUUAGCGUAAACUGUCUGUAACAACUCACAUACAGAGAAAUAUAUAAUUGCAUGGAAAUUGCUGAUAGCCAAUUUCUACAGAUUCUCUACCUUUAAAUAACUCAUAAGUGUGAUUGUAUUGGAAAAAGAUUUGAGAUAGUUUACUAUUUAAUUUUUUUUUUUUUUUGCAGAAUUUUUACUCAAAACUUAGACCCAACAAUUAAGUAGAAAAAAAUAGAUUACACAAUUUGUUAAGUCUAAUUGAAUGGUCUUUUUAAAUGUGGCAGCUGAAAUGUAGACAUGUUUCCUGGUAGCUGUAUAGAUAGAUAGUUUAUUUGGUCAACAGCAGAAAUCAAUGAUAUUUACAAAGGUAUAAUGAAAAGCUAAAAUGGUAUGCAGAGGACACCCUACUUUUAAAUCUUGGGAGACAAUCAAUUCAGUCUCUUACACAGAGGUCUCCCUUCGAUGGUAAUGUAGGGGAAGUAAUCACUGUUGGAUGUUUCACUGUUCUAACGUAAAACAUAAUGAAUAACAUGAUUGAUUUUACUGAGGACUGUUUCCCUUAUUAACUUAUUGUCAGUUUGAUAGUCUUCCCUUUAAAAAGAAAUGACACUAAUAGGGAAUUGAUAAAGAAAUGAUAAUACUGUGGAAUUGUUGAACAGUUAAAGAAGUGAUGGUGGGAAAUCUUAAGAUUUUUUUUAUAUUUUUCUAAAUUUGGAAAUUUGUAUUUUGCAAUUAAAUGGCUGCAGUUUAUUUGAUGCGGAGAUUGGAUUUGCUUUUAAAAACUACUGAUAUUUAAUUUAUGUGAAUAGCACACCACUGUAGGAAAUGUUUUUUUUUAUCUAUAACUCAUCAUUUGAUUUGCUUAUGCUUGUGCAGGGACAAAGCAUGGGGAUCUGGUGGAAAUGGGCGUGGUUCUGUAACGUGCCACACCCUAAAUUGUUUAGUGGGUUUCGAUGUUCAUUUAUAUAAUAUAGCUAUGAUGUUGUGUUAAUUUUUGUAUUUAUAAAUAAGCCGAGACUGUUAAUUGUCCAAUGUGCUGAGAAGUGGCAAAAUUUUAUCCCUAAGUUAUUGUUUUAUCAUAACUUGAAAUAGGAAGUAAUAAAAAAAAUGGAAAAAUUGA
Molecule: messenger RNA, 3567 nt
Organism: Mercenaria mercenaria
Lineage: Eukaryota; Metazoa; Mollusca; Bivalvia; Venerida; Veneridae
Product: tribbles homolog 2-like
Exons: 3
Coding region: 693-1718 (341 amino acids)
Biological process (GO): regulation of MAP kinase activity; protein phosphorylation; positive regulation of proteasomal ubiquitin-dependent protein catabolic process
Cellular component (GO): nucleus
Molecular function (GO): mitogen-activated protein kinase kinase binding; ATP binding; protein kinase activity
Source: RefSeq, a predicted model, not a curated record